This is a messenger RNA of Striga hermonthica, 857 nucleotides long. Lineage: Eukaryota; Viridiplantae; Streptophyta; Magnoliopsida; Lamiales; Orobanchaceae. The record is from the annotation of a GenBank genome assembly.
GGAGGUCGUAUAAACGCAUUGGUACGACCCAUGCAUGUCGCUAAUUUCAUAAACGAAGUGGAGGAAGGUGUCGUUUAUGUCCUCAAGAAUUACCAAGUAGAAAGCAAUACGGGCAUUUACAAAACGACCAUAUGCACUUGGAGGCUUGUGAUCAAUAAGGAUACCAAAUUUAUUAAGUGGCCUAAACCUUUUCCUACGUUUCGUUUUAUCUUUAGGGAUUUUGCAACUUUAAUGGACAUCGACAAUGUUGAUGAAACUAUGCUGUUUGAUGUUAUUGGCGUUGUUGUCGAAAUAGAACCGAUUCAAAUUAAAAUCGUCAAGGGGAAGCCUACUCAAAUGAUUGUUUUCUCCCUUAUGAACUUGGAAGGACAAAAGAAGAAUUGUACCCUUUGGGGACAAUAUGUUGAUCAAUUGAUUGCUAUUGAGCAUCACUAUAUGGGAGAAAAACAACCUUUUGUCAUAAUCAUGCAAAUGUGUCGUGCCAAGGUGUUUGAUGGGGAAGUGAGAAUCACCACAUCAAAAGAUGUUACUCUCAUCAUUUGUGUAGAUGUUCCCGAAAUUCUUGAAUUUCGCAGGAGUUUGGCUGCGGGUAGAUUGAGGAAUACCCAAAUUGUGUCCAAUAGUUCGUUUAUUGUCAAAACCGAAAUUCAACAACUCGAGGAUGGUGACAUCGUUGUUAGUACUGUUGAUUCUCUGCAUGAUUGUGUGGAGGCUAAGGACAUUUGGGUGUGUGCAACAAUUAAUUCAAUCAUAGAUGAAUGGUGGUACUUGGCAUGUACUCGAUGUAGUAGUUCAAUGGAGACAGAUGGUGGCAAUCAUAGAUGUCGAAAAUGCACUCACAAUCGCGGGAUAUUUCG